Messenger RNA from Teleopsis dalmanni, 1998 nucleotides. RefSeq lists its product as uncharacterized. The coding region runs from base 1 to 1998 and encodes 665 amino acids. The transcript has 3 exons. The record is from RefSeq and is a predicted model, not a curated record. Gene Ontology annotation, molecular function: nucleic acid binding; RNA-DNA hybrid ribonuclease activity. NCBI's taxonomy places the organism in Eukaryota, Metazoa, Arthropoda, Insecta, Diptera, Diopsidae.
AUGGGCACCUUUUUUGAACAAAAACGAAUACAUAAGGCUACGUGGCGUUGGCCGGGAAAUAGAGGCUCGAAUCAAACUGAUCAUAUUCUUGUCGAUGGCAGGCAUUUUUCGUCAAUCCUCGAUGUUAAGGUUUGCAGAGGAACUAACUGCGAUUCAGAUCACUAUUUGGUAACAUCUGUAAUAAGACAGAGUGUAACUAAGAUAGAACAACAAAAUAUAAGAAAAAUUUGCAAAUGGGAUGUGGAUAAACAGAAAACAGCGAGUAAUCUGGAAAGGUAUCGCAGCGUGAUACAAAAUAAGUUCCAGGAAAGAUAUUGCGAAGAGAAAUGCCGCACAAUAGAAAGCGGAAUACUCAAUUCGGCAGAAGAAAAAAAUGCAGCACAUAUAGGAGACCAAUUAGCUCCUGAAGUUCUGUCAAGAGCACAACACGCUUAUACUAAGGGCAGAUCCACGGAGACUGCUCUCCAUACACUUGUCUCUAAUAUUGAAAAGGCCUUAGAAUACAAAGAAUACGCUCUAGGAGUUGUUCUGGAUAUUGCGGGUGCUUUCAAUAAUGUAUCAACGCAAGCUAUUUUAAAUAGCUUAGAUGAUGUUGGUAUAGACUCAGCCACAUAUCAAUGGAUUGCAAGCCUUUUAAGCUGCAGACAGAUAAGGGCAGAAUGGAACGAUACAACUCUAGCUAGGGAAACAUGUAGAGGAACCCCGCAGGGAGGCGUUCUCUCACCCCUUCUCUGGUUACUGGUAAUCAAUAAAAUUCUUAAACAAUUUGAUGGUAAAGCUCCGAAACUAAUUGCAUAUGCGGACGACAUCGCAGUAGUUAUAACGGGGAGAUGCCUAUCUACUCUAAGUGCGUUAAUGAGCGACGCUCUCAAAUUAAUUUACAACUGGGCGACUGACGCUGGCUUAAGCGUAAACGCAGAAAAAACUGACACAAUACUUUUCACAAGAAAGUACAAGGUCACAGCAUGGACGCCACCUAACUUGAACGGAACUCUUCUGCCACUGAAAACUCAAACGAAAUACCUUGGAGUAAUUGUGGAUAGCAAACUGGCGUGGAAGCCUAAUGUAGAAGAACGGGUAAAGAAGGCAACAAAUGCUUUAUACGCAUGUAAAAGGAUGCUGGGAAGUACAUGGGGUCUCUCACCCGGUCUUAUGUACUGGUGCUACACGGCUAUAGUUAGACCUAUAUUACUUUACGGUAUAUUAGUUUGGUGGACAGUUGUGAAAAAGAAAACAUAUAUAAAACCCCUGGAAAAGGUCGAAAGACACGCGGCGAUGUGCAUCACCGGUGCAAUAAGAACAACUCCGACGGCAGCUCUAGAAGCUAUACUAAACUUACCCCCAAUUGAUAUCUUUGCCGAGAAUAUGGCGGCAAAAACGGCCGAACGGCUACGCAUUACUGGGCAACUUACUCGAAGAUCUUUCGGGCAUAACGUUGUAAAUCAGAACGCCACUCUUGAUUCGGAUUAUAUGAUUCUGGUCAUGUACCCCGGAGCAACAAUAAAAACUGUGAUCGAAAACGAAGGAUGGAAAAAAGGCAUGGUGCCAAAAUGCAACACCAUAAAUGUUUUCACAGACGGUUCAAAGAUGGAAGUGGGAGUAGGAGCUGGCAUAUAUUGUGCGGAAUUGAGCAUAAGAAUGCCGUUUAAACUUCCCAACUACUGCAGUGUAUUCCAAGCAGAAGUGUUUGCUGUUAAGAAAGCGGCGGAGCUUGUGUGUAGGGAGGAAACCAGAAAGUACUGCAUAAAUUUCUAUGUGGAUAGCCAAGCAGCCAUUAAGGCGAUCAAAUCUUACUGGUCAUCAUCCAAAAAUGUUCUAGAAUGCAAGGAAGCUAUAACAAGACUAGCCUGCAACCGCAGACUUUGUAUGUACUGGAUUCCUGGUCAUAAAGGCAUAGAGGAAAAUGAGACAGUUGAUGCUAUUGCUAAAAAUGGCGCAAAACUUUCAGAGGAACAAACGAACGAACCAAUAAAUAUUGGUUCUCGCCCGUGCGACUAG